Messenger RNA from Durusdinium trenchii, 4485 nucleotides. Lineage: Eukaryota; Dinophyceae; Suessiales; Symbiodiniaceae. The record is from the annotation of a GenBank genome assembly.
AUGGAGGUACUCUCUGGGGGCGCCAGCAAUGCAAGAAUUUGGAUUGAGAAUCAUCCCUCGGAGGGUUGGGCCCCUGGCAGAGUGGAUUCUGUUGGAGCAAAUGGUAACUACAUCGUUGUCGAUGACAAGGGCGACAAGUUUGAGGUGAGGCAGGAGGAUGCGCGACCUGUCGAUCCAAACUGCAUCAGAGGGGUGGAUGACUUGCUUUCGCUCGGCGACUUUAAUGAAGGAGCCCUUUUGCACAACGUCCGCUGCAGAUAUUUUGAUGACAGCAUUUACACUGGGAUUGGCAGUCCCAUCCUCAUUUCGGUGAAUCCAUUUCAAAACCUUCCUGGCCUGUACUCCGUAGCAAAACAGAAGUUUUACAGAGAGCAGUCUGCGGCAGCAGGAAAUGGCGAGGAAGCAAACCUUCCUCCCCAUCUAUUCUCUGUAGCUGCUGCUUCAUAUACGGCAAUGCUGCAUGAUUCCAAGAACCAGUCUGUAAUUAUUUCUGGUGAGAGCGGGGCUGGCAAGACAGAGGCAACCAAGAAGAUUCUCAUGUAUUUUGCCAAUCUUCAACAAACUUCAGGCACUGAGACCGAAAAGAUGAGCGUUGAAGAGCAAGUGUUGAGAUCCAAUCCAAUCCUCGAGGCUUUUGGGAAUGCCAAAACCAUCCGGAAUGACAAUUCUUCUCGCUUUGGCAAAUUCAUUGACAUUGAGUUUGAUCCGUCCGGGAAGCUCACCAGCGCUCGCAUCUCGAACUACUUGUUGGAGAAGAGCAGGAUCGUCAAGCAACAACCUGAUGAACGAGGCUAUCACGUCUUCUACCAGAUUUGCGCUGGGGCUGCCAUGUCGCCAGACAUGCCAUCUCUGGGUUUGCGGGCUGCGCACCAACAUGCAUACACUUCAGUUUGCACCGAAAUCGAUGGAGUUGAUGAUGCCAGCAUGUUAGAGGAGGCUGUAGAAUGCAUGGAUGGCCUUGGAUUCAGCAUGGAGGAAAAACGGUCAGUAUUCCAGUUGGUUGCUGCGGUGCUGCACUUGGGUGAUAUGCAGUUUGAGGAGGGAAGUGACGGCAGUCUGAUAAGUGACGCCGCAAUGGCGGACAAGAUCUGCGAGCUUCUGCAUGUCUCAAAGGAAGACUUCACAAGGACGUUUCAGUUCAAGACUCUGGAAGAUCCCUUCUCCAGACAGAUCAUCAACAUGCCACAGGACCCUGCGAACUCAUCCAACACGCGGCACUCCAUGGCCAAGCAUUUGUACUCCCGUUUGUUUGAUUGGCUGGUAUGGCGGAUCAAUCAGAGCACUGCCGGGAAAGGCACAGGGAAGAAGGAGAGCAUGAAAAAGAUUGGCAUUUUAGACAUCUAUGGGUUUGAGGUCUUUGAGUGGAAUUCAUUUGAGCAACUUUGCAUCAAUUUCGCAAAUGAGAAGCUACAGCAGCAUUUCAAUUCCCACAUGUUCACAAUGGAGCAGCGUCUCUACACUGAAGAGGGCAUUUCGUGGAGUCACAUUGAGUGGCAAGACAAUCGAGAGAUUAUCGAUGGCUUGGAAAAGAAGCCGUUUGGUCUUUUCUGCAUCCUGGAUUCCGAAUGCCUCAUGCCCAAUGCCACAGAUGACACAUGUUUGAGCAAGAUUCACAGCACCUUUAAGUCAUCAAAAGUGGUUUACAAGACCUCACGCUUCAAGUCCACCAACUUUGCUGUGGCGCACUAUGCUGGUGAGGUCGUGUACGAUGUUCUCUCAUUUAUCGAGAAGAACACAGAUAAGCUGCACGCCGACAUUAUCAAUUUACUGAAAUCGUCGUCUAUGCCAGUCUUGAACACGCUGUUCUCGGAUCCUCGGUUUGCCCCGGACACACAGGCGCAAGCUCCGCGAUCUGGGGCCUCGCCUCCGCCUCGGCGUGGAGAAACAAACCAAAGAGCCAAGCAAAACAUCACCGUCAGCAUGAUGUUUCGACAGCAGCUGGACCAGCUUGUGGAGGAUCUCAAUCGCACAAAUCCACGAUACAUUCGAUGUAUCAAGCCCAACAGCAACAAGCAGGCGCGUGAGAUGGACUCAUUGGACGUGCAGAGGCAGCUUCGGUGUGCCGGAAUGCUGGAAUCAAUUCGGAUCAGAAGAGCUGGCUAUCCAGUGCGACGGCCCUUCAAGGAGUUCUUCAACAGGUUUCGUAUACUUUGCCCACAUGUGUCGAGCAGAAGCGCUGAUCCAGACUACAAGGAGCUCAGUAGACGUGUGAUGACAGACAUCGAAGCGAAGUGGCAGGCAGCGCAGCCCCUGGAGCCACGAUCCUGGCAGAUUGGGAGAAGCAAAGUCUUUUUGAAAGAGGAAGUCCAAUCAAGACUGGACAAGGCGAUCGCUGAGGCGGUGAAGGUCUUCGUCCUGCGAAUUUCCAAGCGUUGGCGUGGCUUUCGAGAAAGGCGUCGGUAUCGUGCUAUGCAGCAGGCAGCAAUGCAAGUACAAGCUGCAUUGCGUUCCCUGAGACCUGUCCAUGAGUAUCGUGCCAAGCAGCUGGCCACACUGCAAGUGCAAGCUGGGUUGCGCUCUUUGAGAUCUGUCCUGGUUUUUCAGAAUAGCCUCCGCGCGGCUCAAGCAAAGCGAGAGCAAGAAGCAGCAGAGCAAGCGAGGCAUGAAGCUGAAGAGAAGGCCCGAAGUGAAGCCCAAGAGAAAGCCAGAGGUCAAGCUGAAGACAUGGCAAGACGUGAAGCUGAAGAGAAAGCACGCCUUGAAGCUGAAGACAGGGCACGACGUGAAGCGGAAGAGAAGGUGCGACGUGAAGCCGAAGAGAAGGUGCGACUAGAAGCUGAAGAGAAGGCACGACGUGAAGCCGAAGAGAAGGCAGAACUUGAGCAAAGACAGAGACACCUGAGCACAUUGCAGCAAGAGCAGAGAGGAGAGAUUGGCAGUGAACGGGCUCACUCUCUUGACCAGCUUCGUAAUGAGCUGUUGGCACGGAUCGAGACAAGAAGUGUCGCGGCCGCGAGCAACAGACCGUCCAUUAUGCUGAAUGAAGAUGGCCGUAAGACCCUGCUGAAUCAACGGGAGGUCUUUGAGGUCCUCAAGCAGCGAUUUCAUGAGGCCCAAGAAGCUACAGAUGCGGAACCUGAGCUCGUCAUCAGCAACUCUGACAGAGAGUUGGAAUUGGAAGAAGAGCUGCGGAAGUUUCGCAAGGAGCACGUCGAGCUGAAAAUCAAGCUCACAAGUGUUGAGGAUGAAUUCGAACAAAAGUGCCAAGAAGCAAAGCAACUUCUGUCGAGCUGUAGUGAGCUCCAGGCAGAAGUUGAAGAUUUGAAGGUGCAGCUAGCGCAGGAAUCAGCCACGGCCAAAAAGCAAGCUUCCAAAAUGAGUGAGCUUCAGGCAUUGCUGGCGAAUGCAGAAACAGACUUGCCAGCUUUGCGCAAAAGAAUCAAUGCCGCAGAAGAGCAAGCCGUCCAGGCCCAGGAAGAAGCCCGCGCUGCCCAGCAGAGAUGUGGGAGAACUGAGGAGGAAAAGGAGCUGGUGCAACAGAGGCUAAAGCAGACGGAGGCUUCAGCCUCCACAUUUGCCCAGCGUGAGCGUGACUUGCAGGACCAGCUGAAGGAGCUCAAAGACCAGUUGGAGGCAACAAGACAUGCGGCUGAAGUGGCUGAAAGCAGAAAAGCACAAAGUGAGUCUUCGCACCACUGGUGGCAAGCAGAAUGUGAGCGGGUGAAGGGACAACUUUCAGAAGCCAAUUCUGAUCUAGCAAAGAUGCGCCAGAUUGCAGAUGAAGUCUUGAAAGUCAAGGAAAGCCAAGCGGAUUCUGAAGUAGAGAAAUGGAAAAAACAGGUGCACAGUCUUGAAAAGGAGCUCAGUCAGGCCAAGCAGCUAGGUCAAGAGAUGACUGAGGCUAUGCGUGUCAUGACUCAAGCAGUCAGUGAACGUGGAGACUCAUCUGGGCAGGCGAAGGUGCUGGUACUGCAGAUUGAGAAGCAGAAGCAGGAGCUGAAAUCCGCAAAAAGGGAACGUGAUGAAGCCCAAAGGGCUUUAGACGAGAUUCAAUCUUCAGGCGACUACUUCAAAGAAAGGUUUCGAUCGGCACAAGACGACAUCCGCAACCUAAAGCAGGAGAACUCGCACUUGUCAGCGACAAAUGAGAAACUGAAAAAGCGUAUAGAUAGCACCAACCAGGAUGCAGAGGUGAAGUCCAUUGAUGGUUUGACUAUGGGCCCCGAAUCGUUUGCGGCUGACUCUGCAGAGGAGCUGCGAGAACGGCUUAGAAGCCAAAGCCUUGAACUCACGCGAAGAGAAAUGGAACUAAAGCACAAAGCCGAGGAGCUGAACCGUUCUAAGGCUUUUGCUGAAAGGACGCAGCUUGUGAAUGAUUGCUUGAAUGAAUUGUUGGUCCUGGAGUCUGAACAAUCAAGUCUCUACGAGAACCUUUGUGACAACAAAGGCAUUAAAGACCUCGACGGUCAGCUUGCAGAAAAGAAAGCCAAAGCAAGCUUAAUUCUCAGCCGCCUGAACCAAUAUGUAAAGGCAGAGCAAGCCUGA